AGCCCUUGGGUGGCAAGGGAAGGAGUUAGGCCCUUAUUUUGCCGGUAAUGAGAGCCGUGACAUGUGGCUGUAUAGGACUGUAGGGUGGCCCUCGCAGCAUUUGGGCUCCAGUCCCUGGGGUACAGAGAAGGCUCUGAACUUUGACCUCCAUCCCUCCAAGGUCAGGAGCUGCAGGAUCGGGCUCCAGGUCACCUGCAGGGUGAGUCCAGCCCCUGGAGCACAGGUGCUGAUGGCGGGGGGUCCUGUUCCUCUCCACAGGGCCUGGAGCAGCCCUCCCUCAACAUGGGGCUGGAGGCGCAGAGGCUGCCAGGGGCUGAGGAUGCCCCGGUGAGGGUGGCCCUGCGAGUCCGCCCGCUGCUGCCCAAGGAGCUGCUGCAUGGCCACCAGAGCUGCCUGAGGGUGGAGCCGGAGCACGGCCGGGUCACCCUGGGCCGGGAUCGCCACUUUGGAUUCCAUGUGGUGCUGCACGAAGACUCGGGGCAGGAGGCCGUGUACCAGGCCUGCGUGCAGCCCCUCCUGGAGGCGUUCUUUGAAGGCUUCAAUGCCACGGUCUUCGCCUACGGGCAGACGGGCUCCGGGAAGACGUACACCAUGGGGGAGGCCAGCGUGGCCUCCCUUCACGAGGACGAGCAGGGCAUCAUCCCGCGGGUCAUGGCCGAGGCCUUCAAGCUCAUCGAUGAAAACGACCUGCUCGACUGCCUCGUGCACGUGUCCUACCUGGAGGUUUACAAGGAAGAGUUCCGAGACCUGCUCGAGGUGGGCACCGCCAGCCGCGACAUCCAGCUUCGGGAAGACGAUCGUGGCAAUGUUGUGCUGUGCGGGGUGAAGGAAGUGGCCGUCGAGGGCCUGGACGAGGUGCUGAGCGUCCUGGAGAUGGGCAACGCGGCGCGGCACACGGGGGCCACCCACCUCAACCGCCUGUCCAGCCGCUCGCACACGGUCUUCACCGUGACCCUGGAGCAGCGCGGGCGCGCCCCCAGCCGCCUGCCCCGCCCCGCCGCGGGCCAGCUGCUCGUCUCCAAGUUCCACUUCGUGGACCUGGCGGGCUCGGAGAGGGUGCUCAAGACGGGCAGCACCGGCGAGCGCCUCAAGGAGAGCAUCCAGAUCAACAGCAGCCUCCUGGCCCUGGGCAACGUCAUCAGCGCCCUGGGCGACCCCCAGCGCCGGGGCAGCCACAUCCCCUACCGGGACUCCAAGAUCACCCGGAUCCUCAAGGACUCGCUGGGCGGAAACGCCAAGACGGUGAUGAUCGCCUGCGUCAGCCCCUCGUCCUCGGACUUCGACGAGACCCUCAACACCCUCAACUACGCCAGCCGCGCGCAGAACAUCUGCAACCGCGCCACGGGAGACGAGGGUGCGCUGCUGGCCCUGCAGAGCCAGGUCGCCCGGCUGGAGGAAGAGAACCGAGACUUUCUGGCUGCCCUGGAGGACGCCAUGGAGCAGUACAAGCUGCAGAGCGACCGCCUGCGUGAGCAGCAGGAGGAGAUGGAAGAGCUGCGGCUGCGGCUAGAGCUGGUGCGGCCGGGCUGGGGGGCCCCGGGGCUCCUGCGGGGCCUGCCUCCUGGGUCCUUUGUGCCCCGGCCUCACACAGCCCCCCUGGCGGGUGCCCGCCCCCAUGUGCUGGGCAUGGUGCCCCCCGCGGGCCUUCCUGGAGAUGGAGCUGGCCCUGAGAACUGGGGAGAGGUGGCCGAUGGCAGGGAGGCGGGGGCCACGCUGCUGGAAGAAGACAGGCUGGAAAAUGGCUCUUCAGCUGCAUCAGAGGAGCAGGAAGAGGGGGAGCCGGAGGAGGGGGAGGAGCAGUGGCCCCCCCGGCAGGCCCUGCACCUGCGCAGAAACGGGAUCAGCAAGUGCGGCCAGAGGGUGGAGGCCGGACCAGGGAGUCCACCCAGCAGGAAGGGCCCAGAGCUUCACCUCGAGGAGAUGGGUGCAGCCACCCUGGAGCCCAAAGGCGAGCUGGGUGGGAUGCAGAGAGGAGCCCAGCAGAAGAUUCGGGAACUGGCCAUCAACAUCCGCAUGAAGGAGGAGCUCAUUGGCGAGCUGGUCCGCACAGGGAAGGCAGCCCAGGCCCUGAAUCGGCAGCACAGCCAGCGCAUCCGGGAGCUGGAGCAGGAGGCCGAGCGCGUGCGGGCCGAGCUGAGCGAGGGCCAGAGGCAGCUGCGGGAACUCGAGGGCAGGGAGCCCCAGGAUGCGGGGGAGCGGUCCCAGCUGCAGGAGUUCCGCAGGAGGGUGGCCGCCGCCCAGAGCCAGGUGCAGGUGCUGAAGGAGAAGCAGCAGGCGACCGAGCGGCUGGCGGCGCUGGCGGCGCAGAGCGAGAAGCGGCUGCGGGAGCUGGAGCGGAACGUGCAGGUGAUGCGCCAGCAGCAGGCGCAGCUGCAGAGGCGGCUUCGCGAGGAGACGGAGCAGAAGCGGCGCCUGGAGACCGAGAUGAGCAAGAGGCAGCACCGCGUCAAGGAGCUGGAGCUCAAGCACGAGCAGCAGCAGAAGAUCCUGCGGAUCAAGACCGAGGAGAUCGCCGCGUUCCAGAGGAAGCGGCGCAGCGGCAGCAGCGGCUCCGUGUUCAGCCUGGAGCAGCAGCAGAAGAUCGAGGAGCAGAAGAAGUGGCUGGACCAGGAGAUGGAGAAGGUCCUGCAGCAGCGGCGCGCGCUGGAGGAGCUGGGGGAGGAGCUGCGCAAGCGCGAGGCCAUCCUGGCCAAGAAGGAGGCCCUGAUGCAGGAGAAGACGGGGCUGGAGAGCAAGCGCCUGCGGUCCAGCCAGGCCCUCACCGAGGACAUCGUGCGGGUGUCCAGCCGGCUGGAGCACCUGGAGAAGGAGCUGUCCGAGAAGAGCGGGCAGCUGCGCCAGGGCAGUGCCCAGAGCCAGCAGCAGAUCCGCAGAGAGAUCGACGCCCUGCGCCACGAGAAGGACUCGUUGCUGAAGCAGCGCCUGGACAUUGAUGGCAAGCUGCGGCAGGGCAGCCUGCUGUCCCCCGAGGAGGAGCGGACGCUGUUCCAGCUGGACGAGGCCAUCGAGGCCCUGGACGCUGCCAUCGAGUACAAAAACGAGGCCAUCACCUGCCGCCAGCGGGUGCUUCGGGCCUCGGCCUCCUUGCUGUCCCAGUGCGAGAUGAACCUCAUGGCCAAGCUCAGCUACCUGUCGUCCUCGGAGACCAGAGCCCUGCUCUGCAAGUACUUCGACAAGGUGGUGACGCUGCGGGAGGAGCAGCACCAGCAGCAGGUGGCCUUCUCGGAGCUGGAGAUGCAGCUGGAGGAGCAGCAGCGCCUGGCGUUCUGGCUGGAGGCGGCGCUGGAGCGGCAGCGCCUGGAGAUGGACCGGCAGCUGACGCUGCAGCAGAAGGAGCACGAGCAGAACGUGCAGCUGCUGCUGCAGCAGAGCCGAGGUGAGGCCGGGCCCGCCCCGCGCUCUGCCCCGGCGCCCGGUUGUGCGCGCUCGCAGGCCCCCCCUCGCCGCCCUCGCGGGGAGAAGCCCCUGUGCCCGGAGAGCAGACAGCCCCCCGGAAACGAGGAGCUCCACGCAGCACCCGAGCCGCUCUGGCAGCCGCCCCAGGCCGAGGGCGCCCCCCGUGCCCGGGAGGAGGUGCGGGACCUGGUGCACGCCCCGCUCCCGCAGACGUGGAAGCGCUCCAGCCUGGGCGGCGAGGAGCAGGGCUCCCCGGAGGAGCCCCCUGCAGGGCGAGUGCUGUCUGUGGGGGAGGCGGGUCUGCCCUGGAACCUCGGGUCCGCGCCUGUGGCCAGGCCCCGGCGGGAGCUGCGGAGGCCCAGCCCGGGCAUGAUCGACGUCAGGAGAAACCCCCUCUAGCCCGGCAGAGCCCCCCGAGGGACGGUGCGCGUCCAUUCUGCGAGGGAGUCCUCACCUCGCCCCACUCCAGGCCAGCUUCACACGACGGGUCAACCCACAUGAACUGGACUGUUUUUUGUGGUUUUUUUUUUUAAAGCAGACCCCCCACCACUCGCUUCCAUUAAGCGGAGGUGCCCACAGGCACCCCUGGCUUGUUUCAGGACAGCUCUGGUCUCUGUAUGUGCCUGAGUCCUGGGGCUCGGCCCAGGCUGCUCAUAGAACAGCCUGUGGUUUACGGGGUCGUGUACAUGGCGGGAAUUGGGAAACAUCACAUUUUUAAAAUUUUGUAAAACUUUUUUAUAAUAAAUGACAAGUGGGAAUUUUCA
Messenger RNA from Miniopterus natalensis, 4160 nucleotides. NCBI's taxonomy places the organism in Eukaryota, Metazoa, Chordata, Mammalia, Chiroptera, Miniopteridae. The record is from RefSeq and is a predicted model, not a curated record.